Gongylonema pulchrum is the source of this 690-nucleotide messenger RNA. The record is from the annotation of a GenBank genome assembly. NCBI's taxonomy places the organism in Eukaryota, Metazoa, Nematoda, Chromadorea, Rhabditida, Gongylonematidae.
ACAAUGACGCAAAUGUGCCUGCGAAUAAUGGUCGGCGAUCCCUGCAACGACGACCUAUCCACGCAAUCCUGUAUUGCAAUGUCCACUGUGCUGCAUGGCAGCUGCCCACCACAAGCGUUUUGCAAUUCUGUCCUCAAGCUUGCGUCGUUCCUGAUGCAAGCUCUCGGACAGGUAGCAUUUUCUCUGGAAUAUUUGUGCAGCGGUGAAGGUAUCGGCGCAACGGCCGAAAGGCUAGAGGCCGUUCUGUGCCAUAUUUUAAUUCCUCUUUUCCUCCGUGCCGCAGCGUCGAAGAAAGAUACUCCUCAAUUUCAAUUAAAGGAUCUCAUAUUUUGUCUCAAUUUGAUGCAGAAUGCUGUGAACCCUCCGUUGGCAAAGCAAAGUCUAGCACCAGUGACCAAUGUCAGUGGACGACAAAGUUCAGUAUCAGUGACGGAACGUGGUCACUCAGCGACCGUUUCAACUUACCGCAUUGUUAGAGAAACCGUUUGUCAAGCUAUUUUUUUGGCUCUAAAGGUGAUGAUGAUUGCGUUCGAGAAGCAAAUGGUGAUGUUGUGGCCGCGAGUCGCCAAAAUAAUCCGUGAGUUACUAGGCAAAAAGGUUGGCGGCCCCGCGCUGUAUUCUUUUGUGGAUUUCGUUGUUGAUGUCAAUCUGCCCAUUUCACUAAUAAUUCUGCCCGUCUUGCAAACUAAG